Messenger RNA from Thalassophryne amazonica, 1094 nucleotides. Its product is annotated as aspartoacylase-like. The transcript has 6 exons. NCBI's taxonomy places the organism in Eukaryota, Metazoa, Chordata, Actinopteri, Batrachoidiformes, Batrachoididae. The coding region runs from base 204 to 1094 and encodes 296 amino acids. The record is from RefSeq and is a predicted model, not a curated record. Gene Ontology annotation, molecular function: hydrolase activity, acting on ester bonds; hydrolase activity, acting on carbon-nitrogen (but not peptide) bonds, in linear amides.
AAGUCGGCGCCUUUUACGCACAGAACGUGUGCGCCUCUUACGCACGGGGACUGGCCACAGUGCGCCGGCGGCCACGUUACGUAAGCGCGCAGCCACGGCAGCAUUCAAACCGACUGCGAGGCUCCAGGAAACUUUUUGUGCAGUUUCAAAGUCCGAGAGCUUCCGCGUCUUCUCAGUCGAACUGUGCGCACUGCGGUGCCGACAUGUCGUCUUCCAGCAGCCUGUGUCUGAGCGAGGUCAGGAGGGUGGCCGUGUUCGGAGGGACGCACGGGAACGAAAUGUCCGGAGUGACGCUGGUAAACCUGUGGAAGAAAAACAGCGCUGAGAUCCAGAGGAGAGGGGUCGAGACCAAACCCUUCAUCACCAACCCGAAGGCUGUGGAGAAAUGCACCAGAUAUGUAGAGACGGACCUGAACCGAGCCUUCACCCAAGAGAAUCUCAGCGCCCCAAGUGGAAGUGACCUUCCCUACGAGGUGCAGAGAGCUCAGGAGAUCAACAGAAUAUUUGGACCAAAAGGAACCCCUGAGGCCUACGAUGUUAUUUUGACCUCCACAACAACGACGUCUAACAUGGGCUGCACUCUGAUUCUGGAAAGCUCCAAAGAUCACUUCAACCUGCAAAUGAUGAGCUACAUCAAGAAAGCUGUGGCUCCUGCCAGUUGUCUUGUUCUCCUGAAUGAACAUCCUCUUCUCAGAUACUGCUCUUCACGUUCGGUCGCCAAGCACCCCGUAGGUGUGGAAGUGGGUCCUCAGCCCCAGGGUGUGUUAAGGAGUAACAUCUUUGAAGCCAUGAGGGUAAUCCUAAAACAUGCGCUGGACUUCAUCGAACUCUUUAACAAAGGCGUUGAGUUCCCAUCCUGCACAGUGGAAGUGUUUUGCGUCUCAGAGACGAUCGACUACCCACGAGACCCAAUGGGAACAUCAUCGCCAUGGUUGCACCCCAACCUGCAGGAUUGUGACUGGGAGCCACUGAACCCCGGUGACCCUAUGUUCCAAACUUUUGACGGGAAAACCAUCCACUACCAAGGCUCCGGGACAGUCUACCCCACUUUUAUAAUGAGGCGGCCUAUUAUGAAAAACAACAGGCAUUUGUAA